Messenger RNA from Pelecanus crispus (Dalmatian pelican), 1743 nucleotides. It is a transcript of the gene KLHL38, whose product is annotated as kelch like family member 38. Gene Ontology annotation, molecular function: protein binding. The record is from RefSeq and is a predicted model, not a curated record. Lineage: Eukaryota; Metazoa; Chordata; Aves; Pelecaniformes; Pelecanidae.
AUGGAGGAGGAAUCCACUGAGAGGUUUCUCUUCAAAGAUGAGGAUUUCUCCUCUGAACUGCUGAGGCAGCUGAAUGCUUUGCGGCAGAGUGGGAUGCUGACUGAUGUUACCCUCUGCUCCGGGGGCUUCGAAAUCCCCUGCCAUCGAAACGUGCUGGCUUCCAGCAGUCCAUACUUCAAGGCGAUGUUCUGUAACGACUUCAGAGAGAGUCGCCAGGCUAAAGUCAUCCUGAAGGGCAUUGACGCCGAGAUUUUAGAUCAGAUUAUCCUUUACGUUUACACAGGGGAGAUUCUUAUAUCCGUUGAGAAUGUCCUGUGCCUGUUGGAGACAGCCUCCAUGCUGCAGUAUGCUAAGCUUUUUGAGGCCUGCUCUGCAUACCUUCAAGACAAGCUGACUCCUGACAACUGUCUGAGCAUGAUCAGACUGGCAAAAGUCUUGAACUGCCAAAGCCUGAAUAAGAAAGCCAAGGCUAUGGCUUUGAAAUGCUUUCCUGAGGUGGCCUAUUCUGAGGACCUGAAGGACCUUUGUCCCUUGGAGCUCAUCGAUUACCUUGGGGACGAUGAGCUUUGCGGGGAGGAGGAGCAGGUCUUUGAGACACUGAUGAUCUGGAUCCGGCAUGACCUCCAGGCAAGACAAGGCUACAUCCAAGAGUUGUUCAAGAAGGUCCGACUUCAGUAUGUCCAUCCAACUUUCCUCUUCCACUUCAUCGCCAAUGACUCCCUUGUUCAGUCCUCGCCCACUUGCAGGAGCAUCCUUGAGUCAGCCCGGAGACAUAUGUUUUCCUUGUACAGCACCAACACGCCUGACAUCAAGCCCAUGCUGCAUGUUCCUCGCAGGUACUCCAACCAAGAGUUCCUCAUCAUCAUUGGUGGCAGGAAGGAGAGCCAGCAGACGACAAGGGAUGUUCUGCUCUAUGAUGACAAGACGAACCAAUGGCUAAGCCUGGCCAAACUUCCCAUGCGCCUGUACAAAGCCUCUGCAGUGAGUUUACACAGCAAUAUUUGUGUGCUUGGAGGGAUGCCUGUUAGCAAUAAGAAGAGCCCAGUCAGUGAUAAUAUUUACAUUUACUCCCUCAAACUCAAUCAGUGGAGGCUGGCUGAGCACAUGUUGGUUCCACGAUACUCCCACAGAAGUUUGGCAUAUAAAAAUUAUAUUUUAUCAUUUGGUGGAAUUGGCAAAAACCAGGAAAUCCUGAAUUCUGUGGAAAGAUACGAUAGUGUCUACAACACCUGUGAGAGCAUGGCAAACAUGCCUGUUGCCGUCCUUCACCCUGCUGUUGCUGCCAAAGAUCAGAGGGUCUACCUCUUUGGGGGAGAAGACAUUAUGCAAAACCCUGUCCGGCUGAUCCAGGUUUACCAUGUCUCCAGGAAUACAUGGUUUCGGAUGGAGACCAGGGUGGUGAAGAAUGUCUGUGCACCAGCUGUCGUGAUUGGAGACCAGAUUAUCAUCGUAGGUGGGUACACCCGGAGAAUAAUUGCUUAUGAUACAAAAGGCAACAAGUUUGUUAAAUGUGCAGACAUGAAGGACAGACGAAUGCAUCACGGGGCCACUGUCAUCAAGAACAAGCUGUAUGUCACAGGAGGACGAUGUCUCACUGUGGACAAUGUCAUCAAGGACUUGGAUUCCUUGGACUGCUAUGAUCCAGAGACUGACACAUGGACACCAAAGGGAAAACUGCCACACAAACUCUUUGACCAUGGGUGCCUUACACUCCAGUGUGUUCCCUGUUCUAACCUUCUCUAA